Astrephomene gubernaculifera is the source of this 2799-nucleotide messenger RNA. NCBI's taxonomy places the organism in Eukaryota, Viridiplantae, Chlorophyta, Chlorophyceae, Chlamydomonadales, Astrephomenaceae. The record is from the annotation of a GenBank genome assembly.
GGGGAUGUCGCCGGUGGCGCUGGGAGCGGCUGCGGAGGCGGCGGUGAAGAAGAUGUUCACGGCCGCUGUAUCCGACGUGACCGUCGCUCGCGAAUCCGCGGCGCAACGAGCCGCUCGAGACCAGCAGUUCCCGGGGUUGCAAACAGCAGCAGCGGCGCCGCCCCCGUCGCCGCAGCCAGGGGGGCCUGGGGUGCGUGCCCCCCGCAUCAGUGGCGGCGGCGGCGGAGGAGGAGCCGCAUCGCCCGGACCAAACGCGGCAGGAGGCAGCAGCAGCAACUACAACAAAAGCGAUGUCAAUGCGGGCGGUAGCAUCGCUUCUGCUGCUGCUGUGGCGGGCGGUGGUUCUGCGCUCAAGAGCAAUAGCGGCGCUGCUGCUGCUAGCGGCAAAGCAGCACCGCAGCCGGUGCAGCCACGCGCCUCCACAUCCUCCACCGGCUUGGACCCGGGACGUCAGCAGACGGCUUCCUUGGAGCCAGCCUUAUCAGAAGAAGGCGAGGAAGAUGGCGCGGAUCGGGAGCAGGAGAAGCAGGAGCAAGAGGCGGGUGGUCAGCGGCCUGCGGGCUCCUCUGCAAAGGCCACCCCAGGCGGCCGCGAGGGGGGCGGCCACAGCAGCAGCAGCAGCCCGGUGGAUGUGCCUGCGCCGGAGCCCGGGCCCUCCUCCGCUCCGCAGGAGCAGCAGGGGGGGGAGGGGGAGCCGCCCCUGGGCAGCUCUCCCAGUGGGGGCGGGGGCGGCUCCACAGCAGCAGCAGCCGCUGGCAGCAGCCGUCUGAACACGCCGGGCAGCCAGGGGGAGUUCUACACCUACCAGGCGGUGGACGGCAGCUGGCUGUUCUUGCACCCACUCAACCUGAGGUGUCUGCUGCACCACUACGGCUCCUACGACGCCUGUCCGCCCGUCAUCUCCGCACGACUGCUGGAGUUGGAGGACGUCGUACAGGGGGAGGCCACCCGCCGCCGCUGGCGCUUCCUAUCGCACCUGCCCCUCACCGGCGCCUUCAAGCUGUGUGAGCUAGCCAUAGGCGAGCUGCUGCCGGCGGAGGCGUUGGCGCCGUUUGCGGAGGAGCUGGCGGCGCGGGAGAAGCGCCGCCGCCGCCAGCGGGCUGACGAGCGACGGCAGGCGGCGGCGGAGGCGGCGGCGGCGGCGCGCGCGGCGGCGGCUCGGCUGGGACCGAGUGCGGAGGAGCUGCAGGCGAUGCCGUCGCUGAGUCAGGCGCUGGCGGGGGCCUGCAGCGGCGGACUGGGAGGAGGAGGCGGUACGGCGGUUGGCAGUGUGGUGGCGGCGGCGGGCGCGACGACGGCGGCGUUGGCGCGGGAGGUUCAGUUGACGGCAUCGGAGGUGGCGGAGAGCAUUGCCAUUCAGGCGUCACUGGAGGAGGCGGCGGCGGCGGCGGCAGCAGGCGGCCAGGGUGGUGGUGGUGGCGGCGCUGGAGUGUCCUUUGCGCGGAUCACCAAGAUGGGGUUCGCGGCGACGGGUCCCGCGCUGGGGAGCAGUCCGCCGCCGCUGGGCGCGUCGGCGGCGCCGUCGGGGGCCUGGGGCGUGAAGGCCGCAGUUGGAGGCGCCGCCAGCGUCUUGGGAGGAGCCGGCGGCGGUGGCGGUGGUGGCGGCGGCGGAGGAGGAGCUGCUGCCGGCCCGACCCCCAGUAGUCCCUGGGGUCUGGGCGGUGGCAGCGGCGGCUCCUUCCCCGCCUCCUCAGGAACUGGUGCGGCAGGUGUUUGGGGCGGUGGUAAGGGCGGUGCCGCGAUCAAGGCAGCUGUGGCGGCGGGCGGCGGUGGUGGCAAGGCGGCGGGUGGGGAGGGUGAGGCUUCGAAUGCGAGCGGCGGCGGCAAGAAGGGCAAGGCGGCCAAGGGCAUGCUGUUGUUUAGCACGGGCAAUGCGCGCAAGUUUUGAAAGGCGGCAGGGCAGGCAGGGAGCUGCUAGGUACAAGAUUGCUGAGCUGCUGAUCAAUGACUGGGGUUGUUAGACAACUUGAUAGGAUGGGGUGGGCCGCAGGAAUACAGGCAUACGCGGUAGCAGUGGGUUGUCUGGUUGUCUCAGCGCGACACACGAGGAUGAGUUACGUAGGUGUUGGGUUGCUGCUAGCUGUGGAGUCCAAUGUGCUGCCUGCUGUAGGGUUUAAUGCCGGGAGGCGCCACAUUCGCUUUGUGAUGCCCAUCAUAACACCACAGUCAAGUAGUGAUGACAGGAACAGCGGCAGGAACAGCGCCGUUUAGCCCCUAUUGGCCAGCUGUUGGUGUGCUCGUGCGGGAUGUUGCAGUUUGGCUCUGUAGCGCCUGGACGUCCUGUUUACGGUUGCACGAAUGGAUGACGUCAUCGCACUUACCAGUACUAGACGUGAAACCGUGUAGGGAGCGGUGUAGGGGAUUAGAUAAACUGAGCCGGUGUAGGGGAGGAACGCGCGGAAAAGCAAAAGCCGUCGUUAGCAUGUCGGUGCUAGCUCGUGUGAUGUGGGCCGGGCCCCUAGUGGCUCUAGCCCCCGAGAUGUGGGGGGCUGUUGCUGUUGAACACUUGACCAUUCCCACUAGAGGUGCCCUGCAGGGGCGCAGGGUACCCAAGAUACGGUUCACGGACUGGGCGCGCGGUGUGAGUCUUUGCAUGUUGCGCCUUGGCACAGCUGCAUUCUUGAUUGUUGGCGGUUUGCAACUUGUUGCUAACCGGUACCAUAGGUAAGUGUACUCCCUCCCUCUGGUUACACAGCUCGGACGUGUUGUGGUGCCAGGCAGCCCUGAAGGUCGCCGGUUCCUUCCUGUGGCUUGAGCAUACACCGGUACAUCUACGGCUCAACUAAAGACGAUCCUCCA